Molecule: messenger RNA, 225 nt
Organism: Verticillium nonalfalfae
Lineage: Eukaryota; Fungi; Ascomycota; Sordariomycetes; Glomerellales; Plectosphaerellaceae
Gene: TMA7
Product: Translation machinery-associated protein 7
Exons: 3
Coding region: 1-225 (74 amino acids)
Source: RefSeq, a predicted model, not a curated record
AUGGGUGGCGCAAACCGCGACGGUUGGUUGCCUCUGUCCCCCACCUGUGGCAAGGCCAAGCCUCUUAAGGCCCCCAAGAAGCAGAACAAGGAGAUGGACGAAGAGGACGUUGCCUUUGCAGAGAAGAAGAAGGCCGAGGAGAAGGCCCGCAAGGAGAUGGCCCUCAAGGCCCAGGGCAAGGGCCCUCUGGCGAGCGGCGGCAUCAAGAAGAGCGGCAAGAAAUAG